AGUACAAAACACACAACGACCGCGACCUAUUGGGAUUUCGUUAUCUCAAGUAGCUUCGGUUGAUCUCCGAAUCCGAUAAGAUGAAACUUUAUCUAGAUUUACAGUCACGAGGGUCAGUCGCCACUGGAACUUGAUGAUGGCUGCACUCAGGAUAAUCUUAGCGCUGAUGUCGCUGGGGGCACGAGCUCACUCGGCCAGCGUCUCCAUAUCCUCACCACGAGCCGACGACGUAAUCCUGACUUUGGAGCCGCAGCUAACUGGAGGAUUCAGUGUUGUGCUCAUCGAUAGUAACGAUGCAGACAGAACAGUUUUCAGUCACAUCGGCCGUACCAUCGUCUCGAGUUCCACGUACACUGUGGAAGAUAUCGAGGGAGGAGUUCAGAUCAACGUAGGCGACGUCAAUCUGACUGUUCACACCUUAUUCGAUGAUGCCUCUGGUGCUAGAGGCAUUAAGUUUAAGUGGAACGCCACUCCGCAGACAAGACUCGAAGACUGCAUUGAUUUUGGAUCGAAGCACUGGUACGCCGGUCCCAUGCAAGUGGACCAAAUAUAUCCCGUACAACUGGCCGAGCAGCGUUAUUCCGCGUCGAUUAUCAAAGAAAACGACAACGGUGCAAUCGCUGAACGAUACUGGCUCAAUUCUGCCGGAGAAUACGUUUACGUGCACCCUGAUGUACCACUGUUCGUUGACUAUCACAACCUUUCACCUAAUCACCUCUGUUUUGGAGCCCAAAUCGCCGAGCCGUAUUCCUCUAGGAGAACGCACACUGUACUUGCCUAUGACGUGUGGUUUCUUUCAAACGUAAAGAAGGCACAUAAACAUGCAGUGGCCAACUAUUUGGGCCAACCCUCUGGCCUGCCAGACUUCAGGAUGGUUCAGCAUCCGAUUUGGUCGACUUGGGCACAGUACUCCCAAGAUAUUGACGCAAAGAAGUCACUAGACUUUGCAAAGCAAAUCAAAGACAACGGUUUCCAGAACUCUCAAUUUGAAAUCGAUGAUUUGUGGGAAAUUUGUUACGGUUCUUUAACGAUCGAUGAGGAGAAAUUCCCGAAUUUCACGAAAACGGUUCAGGAUAUAAAGGCGCUGGGAUAUCGAGUCACUAUUUGGGUACAUCCUUUCAUCAACAAAGGCUGCGAACCGUGGUACUCAGAAGCUUUGAACAAUGGAUAUUUGGUGCUAAACGAAGCAGGAAGCGCAGACGGCUCGUGGUGGAACAACAACGGAACUCUGGCAGGGUUCGUGGACUUCACCAACCCCGCUGCCGCCGAAUGGUACUACCAGCGCAUCAGCACUCUCAUUAAAACCUACGACAUUGACAGCUUGAAGUUUGACGGAGGCGAAUCCAGUUUUACACCACAGAUAGCGGUUCAGACCGGAGACAUCGACCUCCAGCCUCAUCUCAUCGUUGAGGCGUACGCCAGAACCUGCGCGAGGUUCGGUAGCAUGGUCGAAGUCAGAGCGGGCUUCAGAACCCAAGACCUCCCGAUCUUCGUUCGCAUGGUAGACCGCGACUCCAUCUGGGGCCUCAACAACGGCCUCUCCACAAUUGUCACGACCACCAUUCAGAUGAACCUGAACGGCUACACGCUGGUGCUCCCCGACAUGAUCGGCGGGAACGGCUUCAACUUGAACCACGACCAGGCCGACCUGCCCACUAAGGAACUCUUCAUCAGAUGGGUCCAGGCUAACACGUUCCUGCCUGCGAUGCAGUAUUCAUUCGUGCCUUGGAAUUUCGAUAACGAGACAACAGAGAUAAGCCGGAAAUACACUGACCUCCACGCGGCGUACGCUGAUGAAAUUUACGCCAUCAUGGAGGCGUCCGUUAAGGAAGGCAAGCCGGUCAACGCCCCGCUCUGGUGGAUCGAUCCUAAUGAUGAAGAGGCACUUGUCAUUUGGGAUGAGUAUCUCCUCGGCGAGAACAUCCUAGUCGCACCCGUGCUCACGGAAGGCGCCACCAGUCGCGACGUGUACCUUCCUGCCGGCGUCUGGUAUGAAGAAGGAGACCGAUCUCGGGUCCUGGAAGGUCCUACCUGGCUGAGAGCGUACCCGGCGCCUCUGGAUGUGCUGCCCUACUUCGUGAGAGAGAAGGUCAACGCCCCCGACGCGGCCACGGCUCCUUGUCUUUCUGCCCUAUUAUUAAUUUUAGCUAUUAACGUUUUCAUUGUUUUAUAAGUUAUAUUAAUGUGAAUAAAUGUUGUUGAAGACGC
This is a messenger RNA of Bombyx mori (domestic silkworm), 2208 nucleotides long. Its product is annotated as myogenesis-regulating glycosidase. NCBI's taxonomy places the organism in Eukaryota, Metazoa, Arthropoda, Insecta, Lepidoptera, Bombycidae. Bases 134 to 2173 code for a protein of 679 amino acids. Gene Ontology annotation, biological process: carbohydrate metabolic process. Gene Ontology annotation, molecular function: hydrolase activity, hydrolyzing O-glycosyl compounds. The record is from RefSeq and is a predicted model, not a curated record. The transcript is spliced from 9 exons.